This is a messenger RNA of Oryzias latipes (Japanese medaka), 5651 nucleotides long. The record is from RefSeq and is a predicted model, not a curated record. NCBI's taxonomy places the organism in Eukaryota, Metazoa, Chordata, Actinopteri, Beloniformes, Adrianichthyidae.
CUGGGGGGACCCCGAGGCGUUCCCAGGCCAGCCGGGGGCUCCGCCCAGUGCAACAUGCCCGGAACACCUCUCCAGGGAGGCGUCCAGGAGGCAUCCUUGAGUUUUCCUUCUCUCUGUUGUGUGCUCUGUUCUCAUGUUCCUUUUUUCCAGGGUCUUCAAAACUUUGGCUUGUCCAGCAUUUUAGGCAGCAGACAGGAGAAGUUGUGUCCUGCUUUUUCUGGCUUAGAUGAUGAAGACAACGACAAAGACGAGCUGUCACAAACAGAGCUGAGUGAUUGUGAAUCAGACGAUCCACUUAAGGACCGUCAUCUGGAACUGGCUCAUCUUGGAGGAGGUCUGCAGUACAAGGAGUCUGAGACCAGUAAAAACAUUGAGGAGGCUCAUUCCUCAUUGGAUGUCAAGGAGCUGUCACAGAAGGUUCUGGACAUCAGCGACCUGUCUGGAACCAUGAGCCCAGUGGACAGAGAGGAAAGAGUGGGAACGGGAGAAGAAGAAGGCAGAGGAAGAGCAGCGCUCCAGGCCGGUAUUCUGUUGUUUUAAGGCACAUUUUGAGCUGAGACCAAGAGCCUCCCAUCCAGAACAUUGACCGACUCGUUCUCCAUCAGGCCAGCCCAACCCCGUCUCAGUCCUCCCUGUCCGAGCCCCAUGUCCUCCAUCCGCAGAAGGCCCACAGCUUCCUGCAGAGGCCUGAAACAUCUCGAGGCCGACCGGCCAGGAAUGUAGAGGAGAGCUCUUUCAAAAAACAAGAGAGCCGCGAAGACUUGGAGCCAAGGAUUAGCCAGAAGAAAACCAGCAUGGGAAAGAAAGAAGACUGCAAGAUGGCGGAGAACAGAGAGACAAGUUUUAGAGAAAGGAAAGAGUCUUGAGAGGAGAAGGAGGGACGCCGAGCUAGUGGUAGAGGAGGAGAAGGAGCCCAUGUUGAAGGAAGAGGAGAAGAGGAUGCAUCUCCUCAAGGAGGAGCUAGCCAGAGAAGAGCAGCAAGAAGAGAGGAAGCUGAGGCUAGAAAGUGAUGAAAGGUUUAGGACUCUGCAACUCCUGUUCCACAGGAGAGAGGGGGAGGCGAGGUUGAAAGAGGAGAGCAGCCGAACACUGGAGGAGCUCAGGGAGGACAGGCAGAAGCAGCAACAGAAACUCAAGCUCAAAGCGCCUUACAGUCACAAACGGAUUCACAUUCUGAUGGCGGCUUCACAGCCGAACUCUGGCGCCAACCUUCCACCAGAGGCAGGGUGGGGUUCAGUGUCUUGCCCAAGGACACUUCAAUACACGAGGUGGCCAAGGUGGGAGUUGAACAUCAGAGGUCGACCGCCCUACCUCUUAUUUUUCUGAAGGGUGACGUGAGACUGUGGCUUCAAGGAAUCAAGCCGUGUGGAGGGAGGAUAGGGAGGCCAUGCUGAUGGAGCUGUGCGCUGCUCUGGAGGAGGAACGAGCUGCGGCACGUGAGGAAGUGGAGGCUCGGAAGAAGCAGGACAUGAGCGUUUGAAGGUGGAGGCAGAGGAGGAGCUGCAGGCAGAGGAGUCCAGACUCCGGAGGGAGGCGGAGCAGAAAAUGAAAGCUGUACAACAGGAGGUGAAUGAGUGUGAGGCUGGGAGUCAGAUUCUUCUUUACUCUAGGCUAAAACUGAACCCAAACAGUCAGAGGGGGCGCUGGCAUCAUUGCCAAAACCAGGAGGUCCUGCUGCAGACUAAAGCACUAGAUCUGAAGAGGAGGAGAAGACGGCUGGAGGGAGAGGAAGUGGAUUGCCAGUUCGGCCAUCCGCAUUGCCUCACCCGUUCUGCUCAGACUUGACCCAGUGUGAUCCGCGACCACGACCAGCUGAGAGAGGAGCUGCAAAGGGGGGAGGAGCAGACGGCCCAAGCCCGGGACCUCAUCCACAGACUCCGAGAGGAGAGAUAUCGAGGCAGGGAGGAGGAGGAUAAGCUGAAGGGGGAAAUAGACAGAGCCAGGGAGGAGAGCCAAGGAGGACAAGGAGUGGCUGGAGGGCAAGGUGGCACUGCUGGAGGACAGAUGCAACUGCCUGGGUCGCAGAGUCAGGUGCUGCACAGAUGCUACCAGAAGAUGAGUUUGGAGCAGAAGUGGUUUCAUGCGUAUUUGCAUCGCGAGGCAUCAAGGUGAGCUGGAAAAGCUGGAAGCACCCAGCGCUCCUCCUAAACCAGAACCAAGCAAAAAGGAGGCAACAGCUCCCUCUAGUGACCAGACGGUGGUCUGCAGAGGCAGGCCAGAGACGAGGUACACGGGCAGGGUUCGGCAGUACAUCUCCUCUCACGGAGCGUCCAUCCAAAAGACCAAACUCUUCCUGGAGAAGGAGAGCAGCCGGCUGCAGGAGCGGCAGGCAGCUCUGCAGGCGGCCCAGGCCAGCUCGUCUCAAGGCCAUCGUCUUCUGGGGGUCACCGAGGAGGUGAUGAGAAGCCUUCAGCAGGAAUGCUCAAGUGUGGAAGUGGCUGGAACUUUGAGACCUGAAUCAAAUCCAGUUUGAUUUGUAGGAGUGCAUUUCAUUCCAUAUUGGGAAGUGUUCAUAAAGCAAACUUCACUAAGCCAAAGGAAAAGUCCUUUUCGUCAGGGCAUCCCACCGUCCCAGCCAAAGUCCUCUCCGUCCUCAGUGCCAUUCGUCCCUCACACGCUGUGAGCCUCCCAGAUCAACUCUGGAACUGGACCCCUCAGGGCGGCUCGAAACCCGCCCCUCCCAUUAGCACAGGGCCCUCCAGACAUCUCAGUGGAAGGAUCCACUAUAAGGAGAUGUACAAAGUUGUUCGCACUAUCUCACCUCCUCUGGGCUUUGGAAAGAACUGCCCCCACAGGGUGGCAUGCAAGAGACUUGUUCUGAUGAACAUGCCUGUGGAUGACGACAUGAGCGUCCACUUCACAUCCACCCUCAUGGCGCUGAUCCGCACCGCCCUCGAGAUCAAGAUUGCCAGAGGAGGAGAAGAUAGAAACCAGAUGGAUCUGGAUCUGCAGAAGGAGAUCGGCGUUAUUUGGCCUCAUCUGUCCCAGAAGGCGUUGGACCUGCUGGUCCCGAUUCACAAAGCAAGUGACAUGACCAUAGGGAAGAUCUAUGCUGCCAUGAUGAUCAUGGAUUACUACAAACAAAACAAAGCCAAGAAGUUGCGACAGCAACUAGAGGAACAGAAACACGCUCCCAUGUUCCAGCGAAUGGAUGCAUCUUCUCUUCCUCAAGAAAUCCUAUGCAAUGUGAAGUCUCUGUCGUUCCUCGGGCACAGCGCUGGAUCUGCUCUCACCAGAGGAGGGUUUGUGGCGCUCAGCCCAGUUUCCCCCCAGGAAAUGUUUGUGCAGCAGUUGCCCUGCUCCCGGCAGGAGAAGGAGGAAGAAGAGGAUGCGGACUACCGUUCCCCCUACCACCCCUACCGCCACCGUCUUCACUACCAUCAACAUUUGCACACGCUGGUGCCAGAGGUAGUGCAGUACAACCAACUGAUGCAGCAGACACUCAGUAAAUCACCUCAGCGCACUGCAUCAGUUAGAGCAUCUUCCAUGCCGAGACUGGCUAUUGACCCGCAGCCCGGAUUGUCAGCAGACACCAAGUCCAUGAAACGUUCCUUCUCCACCAUCGGAGACCAGUGUGUGAACGGCCUCUGGCAGGAGCAGCACUCUCUGGAAAGAAUAAGUCCAGACGCCGCCUACAGACCCCGGCAGAGGAGCUUUAGAGGUGAUCGCGUCGGUCAGUCCUGUCAACUCGGCCUCAGAAACUGGUACUCCACGUAACCGCCGCCAGCUUCCUCAGACACCUUCCCGCCCGCGGCCUCACAUCUCCUACUCCCCUCUUGUCUGCCGAGCCUCCACCUCCCCCACAGCUCCAGCCCCCACAGAGGAACAAAGCCCCCCUCCCGAUGGGCCCAGCGACUCCACAGAGACCCCCUGGAGGACUGACAAGGACAGCAGACCCCUGUCGGCGGGUCAGAGCUCCCCUGAAGGCGGCGGCUCAGCACCCAGCCACUCCUCUCCACACCGCUACACCUCAGAGCCCCACCUCCCGUUUCACAAGGAGUCCAGCCCAGCUGAAAGACAGGAGACCCUCACCUUUGAGACCGCCAUCGCCACCACCCUGGGUCGGACACACGCCAUAAGCUCCGCCCCUCAGCUCAGACACUCAUGGCAGGUUCCGAACGGGCAUUUCCGUAAGCCCUUGGCUCAGGCCAACCCGGCUGACGGCAGUGAGUUGCUCAGUGACACAGAUGAAGACGACCUCUGCUAAAACUCUGAGGACCUCAGAGAAGCUGGAGCUCUCAGCAACAGUAGCACCAACCUGAGGGCUGAGCAACGCCGCACUUCAUCUGGACAAGUGACCCCGACGGACGGCGUUCGUGUGUCUGCAUUGCAGCUGAAGGACGGCCGUAUGUGGCAAUGAAACCUGUUUACAUAGGUGUGCUGUUAACAGAACAUGUGCCAAAUAAAGAGGCGGAUCGUCCCAUAACCCCCCCCAGCAACCCACAGUGUGACUGUUAUUGAUGGUGACAAAGUCCAGGAUGUUCAGAUCAUUGAAAGUAGAGCAUCUAAGUGAUCAUAGACUAAUGAGAUGAAUGUAUUCUGUUCCCAUGAGGAAGCUGUUGUUGCUGUGCAGUUGUGUAAAAGCAGACAUUUAACCCGAUUGUGCCGACUCACACGUGUGGCAGACCGCCAAUCCCUACAGGUUCUGUUUCCAACAAGAAUAUCCACGCGAUACCUGGGCAUUAAAGCGGCCGUCAUCCAGAAAUAGCCAGUACCGAAUGUGAAUUUGUAGAUCUAGAUUGAGCUGGAGUUGAUGCUGUGCAUUUGUGGAAGACAGAGGAGGGGUGUCACUGACAUCGUGAAUAUUAGUGUGUGUGUGUGUGUGUGUAUAUAGUGACUUUAAAGGUUUCUUAUAAAUGUUUACGUUGGACACACGUGUCCCAUCCUCACAGGCCAGACGGCUCGAUGCGACGUCAGACUGGUUCCUCGGACUGAUCUGCUCUCUCUGAGCUGAAGAACAGUCGUUUCCUUAGAAUGUGAAAGGAUUGACCCCGUGUGUCGUCACGUUUGUGUUGGAUAAUCAUUUUACACGUGAUGUCAAAGUCGACAAAAGCCAUGUUCUUCCUGUGCAUAGAGCCAGACAUGGGAGCUCUUCAGGAUGUGUUGCCUUCUUUCAUGUGACGAUUGAUGAGAUGUUGUUUGUAAAACUAUAUGUACCUGAUGCACCUGAAGCUUCAUCAAAAAUCACCGCGACGCCAUCGUCUGCUUUGUAGCUGCUCCUCAGCUGGCAUUACUGUAACGUCUGCAGUGUCCCUGUCUGUGCAUGGUCAUGACGGCAAAGGAUGUAGAGGAUGCGUUUAGUGUCUCCAUGAUGUUCCUCCCAACAAAAACCCACAAGCAAGAGGAACAUUUUUAAUUUCCAGCUCUUCUGUGAGACAAAUUGGACAAAAUGUAUAUUUGUAUGACACGCUAAUGAAAUGCCAACACGGGUCUCUGAAAUGUGCUGGGCACCAUUUUUAUCCAGCUAGCGGCUGUCGUCUGUAAAGAAGGUGGGACUAUUUUCAGUGUUUAGGACUCAAACGGACGUCCGUCUGUGCCUGGGGAAGCUCAACCAAAGAUUUCCCUUCCAGCUUGGAUUUCAUAGAUAGAGGAGCUUCCUGGCAAAUAUGUAGUAUAGACUGUGCCAAAUAAAUUCAUGUUUCACCUAUUGA